Messenger RNA from Aegilops tauschii subsp. strangulata, 2974 nucleotides. Its product is annotated as disease resistance protein RGA5. Lineage: Eukaryota; Viridiplantae; Streptophyta; Magnoliopsida; Poales; Poaceae. The record is from RefSeq and is a predicted model, not a curated record. Gene Ontology annotation, biological process: defense response to other organism. Gene Ontology annotation, molecular function: ADP binding.
GCUCCAUCAAGGAUGGCAACAAGUGCGACGAUGGGGGUGAUGAACCCGCUCCUCGGCAAGCUCAGCCAGCUGCUCGGCGAGGAGUACAAGAAGCUCACGGGGGUCAGGAAGCAGGCCUCCUUCCUCAAGGACGAGCUCAGCGCCAUGAAAGCUCUCCUUGACAAGAUGGAGCUCAUGGACAAGCUCGAUCCCUCGGCUAAGGACUGGAGGGACCACAUCAGGGAGAUGUCCUAUGAUAUGGAGAACUGCAUCGAUGACUUCAUUCAUGACAUUGAAGGUGCCGGUGCAAAGAAAGGCUUCGCCAGGAAGAUGGCUCAACGACUUAGAAGGUUGGGGAGGCGUCAUCAGAUCGCCAGCCGCAUAGAGGACCUCAAGGUUCUCGCGGUGGAAGCAAAUGCUCGGCGUCAGAGGUGCAAGAUUGAUGAUUGCAUCAGUUCGAGUAACAAAAUCGUGGUUGUGGAUCCUCGAAUUUCGGCGCUCUAUAAGGAGGCAACAUGCCUUGUUGGUAUUGAUGGACCGAGAGAAGAGCUUGUCAGUUUGCUGAUGGAUUCCCAGAAGAAACUCAAAGUGGUUUCCAUCGUAGGGUUUGGAGGUUUGGGUAAAACCACGCUUGCCAAACAAGUGUAUGAUAAGGUUGGAGGACAGUUUAAUUGCAAAGCAUUUUUCUCAGUCUCCCAAAGGCCAGAUGUGAAAAUCCUUCUCAGUGGCCUAUAAAAAGAGCUUGGGAUGGGGGAUACCUCUAGUGCUUGCGAGUUGCAAGGUAUUAUUGAUCGCCUUAGAGAGCACCUCAAACAUAAGAGGUACUUCAUUGUAGUCGAUGACUUGUGGGAUCAAUCAGCAUGGAAUAGUAUUAGUUGUGCCUUUCCGGAAAAUGGUGAUGGAAGCAGAGUAAUAGUAACCACACGAAUGGAAGACAUAGCUAUUGGCGUGUGUUACAGUAACCGUGCCUGCAUUUACAGAAUGAAGCGACUCGAAGAGCAAGACUCAAGAAGAUUACUUUUUAAUAAAGUAUUUGGGCCCGAAAAUGUCUGCCAACCACAGUAUAAAGAAAUUUCAACUCAAAUUAUCAAGAAGUGUGGCGGAUUGCCACUUGCAAUUAUCACAAUAGCUAGCCUAUUAGCUAGCCACGAAGCAAGACCGUUGAGUGAAUGGGAGAGCAUAAAGAAUUCUCUUGGUGCCAAUUCUGCCACAAAACCCACCUUGGAAGAGAUGAGGGGUAUACUGAACCUUAGCUACAUGCAUCUUCCUAUUUAUCUUCGGCCAUGUUUUUUGUAUCUUGGCAUGUACCCGGAAGACCGUGAGAUUCCGAGGGAUGAGCUAGUUCGGCAAUGGAUGGCCGAAGGUUUUGUUUGUAGUUCGCAUAGAGCGGAUCUGGAUGAUGUUGCAAAAAGUUAUUUCAAUGAGCUUCUCAAUAGAAGUAUGAUUCAGCCCGGAAGAACAUCUUAUGGGGAGGUAUUUUCUUGCAGAGUGCACGAUGUGAUGCUUGAUUUGAUCCUAAGCAAGAGUAUGGAAGAUAACUUUAUCAGUGUAGCAUAUAACUAUGAAGACAUGGCAAGAUUGCACAGUUGGAAGUACAAGGUUCGUCGAUUAUCCCUCCAAUCAGGUGUAGGUGGUCCAACAUCGGAGACCCUUGCUACUAGCAUGACACAAGUUCGAUCAUAUGCAUGGUUUGGAGAAUCCCAAUACACUCCUCCCCUUUCACAGUUUAAGUAUCUACGGGUGCUUGCCUUUGAAUUCCCUUUGCUUUUGGAAACCACAGUUGACCUCACUGCAAUCGGCCAUUUGUUUUUACUAAGAUAUUUAAAUGUCUCGGCCUCAUCAGCAGUCAUAGUGUUCCCGACAAAAAUUCAAGGGCUUGUGCAUUUGCAAACUCUUGUGGUAUAUUGCGAGCGGACGCAAAGCUUUCCUUCAGACAUAAGUUGUUUGGCCAACUUGUUUCAUUUGAUGCUUCCAAGAGAUAUAGCGUUGCCUGAAGGUAUCAUGAAGAUGAAAUCACUCCGCACCCUGCAUUGUCGGGACAUGUCGAAGAGUUUGCUGGAGGAUAUCAAAGGCCUUGGUGAGCUGACCAAUCUGAAGGAAUUGUACUUAGACACGAACAAAAACAAUUGCUUGACGUUGGAACAAGAGGAUGCUUUGGUCUCCUCCAUCGGAAUGCUCCAAGAACUCAAGAUCCUUAAGCUCAAGUGGGUGCGUGGAUGGAGCGACACUAUGAGCCAGCUGGACUCAUUACAUGAUCCUCCUCAUCGUCUCGAGGUACUCUAUCUGCCACAUUGGGAUUUCAGAAGAGUUCCCACAUGGAUCGGUGAACUAUGUUGCCUCCAGAUGCUCGAUCUGAACGUGUUGCACCUGUCGAGUGAUGAGGUUCGUGUUCUUGGUGAGCUCCCCUCCCUCGUCUAUGUCAGGCUCUAUGUGUCAGAUGUCUCGCAAGACAAAGUUGUGGUUGGCAUGGGGUUGUUCCCAGUUCUGGAGCACUUUUUGUUUCAGUCUAAGGAAGAUGUCAAUCCGUACCUGAGCUUCGAGGCAGGAGCUAUGUCCAAGCUACAAAAACUCACCCUAGGAUUCAGGAAAGAUUGGAGAGGCUUGGAGUGCCUGCCCUGCCUCCAGAAAAUCGAAGUGUUCACGAGGUACCCGCAGAAGCCGACUCUGAUUUCAAGGGUGCCGCAAGGUGUACGGGCUGAAAUCGAGUCUGCCUUCAAGGCUGCCGCAAGACUGCACCCAAGGCAACCCUCUGUCAUUACAUUCCUCUGUCUGUAACUUAAUCGAGUCUGCCUUAGGGUGCCACAAGACUGCACCCAUCCAUUCGAUCGAUCCGCCUCUUGUCUGUAACUUAAUUAUUUUGUUUUCUCGAGCACUGUAAGUCGAACUGAUGCAUCUUCAGUUUUAUUUUUUCAACGAAUAUUUCUGUCAGCGCAAUUAACGCAGACAACAGAGUUUGGAAAUGUUUCGUCCUAGUAAACCUUCCCUAUGCAUGCCU